AUGAAGCAACUGACAAUUCUGGCAUUGGCCACCCUAGCCUCUGCACAGGUAGGGGCUUAUGGCCAGUGUGGGGGAAGUGGUUAUUCUGGGUCUACAACGUGUGCUUCGGGCUACAGUUGUCAAUACCAGAAUGAAUGGUAUAGUCAAUGUCUCCAGGCUUCUGCCGGUGGUACUACAUUGACAACAAAAACAUCGACCUCAGUGGCAACAUCAAAAUCCAGUACUACAACAUCGAAGACAGCAACCACCAGUGCACAUACCGAAGGCACUGGCUUCCCCACCACCAAUGGACUGCAGUUCGAAAUCGAUGGCAAAACUAGCUAUUUUGCCGGCUCGAAUUCGUAUUGGAUCGGGUUCCUUACGAACAAUGAUGAUGUGGAUCUGGUGUUUGACCACAUGGAUGAGACUGGACUUCGAAUUCUCCGUAUCUGGGGAUUCAACGAUGUCAACAGCGUCCCAUCCGCUGGGACUGUUUACUAUCAACUGCUUCAAGAUGGAACCGCCACUAUAAAUACGGGAGCGGAUGGCUUACAACGUCUGGACUAUGUGAUUGCCUCCGCCGAAGCCCACAAAGUCAAGCUCAUCAUCAAUUUCGUGAACAACUGGUCAGACUACGGUGGUAUGGCUGCCUAUGUGACAGCAUUUGGCGGUAGCCAAACGAGUUGGUAUACAAACACAGCAGCCCAAACGGCUUAUCAGGCUUACAUCAAGGCGGUUGUGUCCCGAUACAAGGAUUCGCCCGCGGUCUUCGCCUGGGAGUUGGCUAAUGAGCCUCGCUGCAACGGAUGCGAUACUUCAGUACUUUACAACUGGAUUAAGACUACGAGUGCCUAUAUCAAGUCACUAGACUCCAAGCACAUGGGCUUCGGGCUGAGUGUGGGAUCGGAUGGCUCCUAUCCCUACAGCUACGGCGAAGGUCUCAACUUCACGAUGAAUCUUAGCAUCGACACCAUCGAUUUCGCGACCUUUCACCUUUAUCCUUCAAGCUGGGGAACUACAAAUGAUUGGGGUAAUGGGUGGGCCACGUCUCACGGUGCCGCGUGUGCGGCAGCUGGAAAGCCUUGCUUGUUUGAAGAAUACGGAGUAACUUCCGACCAUUGCACGAUCGAGGCCCCAUGGCAGAAGACAGCGCUGAACACGGUCGGCGUAGCAGCAGAUUUAUACUGGCAAUAUGGUGACACACUCAGUUAUGGACUGUCGCCUGAUGACGGGAACACAUUCUAUUAUGGUACCAGUGAGUUCACCUGCUUGGUGACCGAUCACAUUGCAAAUAUCAACUCCUGA
Penicillium brevicompactum is the source of this 1284-nucleotide messenger RNA. RefSeq lists its product as uncharacterized. The record is from RefSeq and is a predicted model, not a curated record. Gene Ontology annotation, biological process: carbohydrate metabolic process. The transcript is spliced from 4 exons. Gene Ontology annotation, molecular function: hydrolase activity, hydrolyzing O-glycosyl compounds; cellulose binding. The coding region runs from base 1 to 1284 and encodes 427 amino acids. Gene Ontology annotation, cellular component: extracellular region. Lineage: Eukaryota; Fungi; Ascomycota; Eurotiomycetes; Eurotiales; Aspergillaceae.